AUGGCUUCAUCUAAACAUGCAUUCGGAUUCGGAGUUGUGGCUAUCCUCGUCACUCUCAUUCUCGCUCUUUCCGUUCCCGCCGCUGUUCACGCUCAAUCUCUUGCACCUGCACCUGCUCCUACCAGCGACGGUUCAUCGGUUGAUCAAGGAAUAGCUUAUUUGUUGAUGUUGUUGGCGCUGGUACUCACCUACAUAAUUCAUUCGGCGGAUAUUUCAUCUACCUUGUGA
Lathyrus sativus (Indian pea) is the source of this 228-nucleotide messenger RNA. The record is from the annotation of a GenBank genome assembly. NCBI's taxonomy places the organism in Eukaryota, Viridiplantae, Streptophyta, Magnoliopsida, Fabales, Fabaceae.